This is a messenger RNA of Oryza sativa Japonica Group (Japanese rice), 2062 nucleotides long. The record is from RefSeq and is a predicted model, not a curated record. NCBI's taxonomy places the organism in Eukaryota, Viridiplantae, Streptophyta, Magnoliopsida, Poales, Poaceae.
CUUCCUCUCCUCUAACCCCCUCCUCUCUCCCUUCUCCAUCGACACGGAAAGCCUCCCCCCUCUCCUCCUCCCCGAAAAGAAAAAAAAAAAACGACGAGGAGGAGGAGGAGAAAAAAAAAAUAAAUUAGGGCUUUCUCCUCGUGCUCCCUGCGAUUGCGCCGCCCCCGAUUCGCCCAAUCCAAUGCCGCGCGCCUCCAGGGCCCCGAAUCCCCCUCCCCCCGCCGCCGCCGCCGCGGAGAAUGUGAGUAGCGAUGCUGGCCAUGCUGAGCCAUCUUGCAGCACACCUGCUCAUCAUCAGGUUUUCCGCCCUGUUACUCGGUCUAUGACCCGUAAGCCUACUGCUGCUGCUGCUGCUUCAUCUGAUGUGAAGGGAGGAGAAUCUGCUAGUACAAGCAAGCGUAGAGAUUCUACAGACCCUUGCUUUAACACCCAAUCUGCUGCUGCAAGACCAUCUGUAACCCGUGUCCGCACCCCUCAUAAAGUGGCUUCAUCUGCUUGGAAGCCCCUUACCCAGCCUAUUGUUAUGAGUGAAGACCUGAAGCGGGCAAGCGUUCCUUCAACCAAUCCUUCUGCCAAGCGCUCCAGAGUUGCUUCGUCUCAAGCUGCUGAAGAUAGCCCAACUGUUCACAGAGGCAAAAAGAGAAAUGAAGAAAGCGCGAGCAAAGGUGAUCAGUUGGAUGGGGCAGUCAUCCCAUCUCCAUCAAAGAAGCUGCAAACGGGCAAGAGCCCUUCUGAUGUACUUCCAAAAAGGAAACCAACUAUCAGAAAUAAGGACGGUAAAUUAGCUGCUCCACUGUCUAUGGUUAAGUUGGAGACUGAAAGCGGAGAGAGUUCUGUCAUUGCUUCCUCAAAAAUUGGUCCUGCUACUACAAAUGACAAUUGUCAGUCAGCUGAACUUGCACAGCAGCUGCAGCUUGAUACAAAAAAUAAUUCCAAUGAUAUCAUUACAGAAGCUAUUGCCUAUGGAACAAACCAAGCUGAUCUGCUUGUUGCUCCAGUCACUACUGAUGCUAUUGCCAGCGGAUCAAGCCAAGUCAAUCUGUCGGCUUUUCCAGUCACUGCAGAAGCUAUACCCAACAGAACUCACCAAGUCAACCACUCAGCUGGUCCAUUAAAUAUAAAAGCUAUGAUCAACAGAACAAGCCUUGUUAAUAAACCAGUUGCUCCAGUCAAUGCCAAAGCUAUUGCCAACAGAGCACAGCAAGUUGCUGCACACAAUAAGUUGCCUUCUCCGGUCAUUGCAGCUCCCAGACAAAACUUGCAAGAUGAUCUUCAAAGGAAGCUUGCUAAGUUACUCAUUGCUAGGAAACAGCCCAGUGGCCAGGCUGGUGCAACUGCUCCAUUGGUCUCACCGAAACUAGAGAUCGGGAAAGCUAAGGGCUCGUCAUCCAAUGUUCUCUCAGAUCCUGCUUACGCGAACGUGAAGGCAUUGUUGAUCAAGCAGCAAGAACAGCUGCUGCAGCAAUUUAAAUCGGCAAAUUCACAACCGCAGGUCCACAUCAAAGGACCAGCUCUGACGGACAAGGAUGAGGCGCCACCAGUUGAGCCAUUGGGGACAAGGUGCCAGCUGUGCAAGCUCGAUAUAGCAUUCAGGCCUCAAGGUGACGAUGCUCGCGACAAUGCUCCUCCAGUCGCGGCCGUCCUGGGCUGCCACCAUGCAUUCCAUAGCAGCUGCAUUGAGGCCAUUUACGGCCUCGCUGAGCCUUCCCAGUGUAUUGGCUGCCUUGAUUCUGCCAAGGCCUGACGUUGCACUGAUCAACGAUCAGUAGCAGCAGCAUCGAUUUGUACCGGAUGAACCAUGAUAUAGGUUACAGGUUUUCGUUUUAGGAUACAAUGUAGGUUGGGAGGUUGAGGUCUCAACAAUAAUCUGUUGGUAGAAAUUUUCUGGGUCAAUUAUGGCUCAAGUCGGAGUUGGAUAGUCCCUUUUUCUUUACCUGACUGCUUUAGAUGAUGUAAUUAGCAAUCUCUGGGUCUUGAUAGUGAGAUGGAUCGUUUGACAUGUCCGUGUGCCUUGUUUUGUUGCCAUAGCAGGGGAUAAAACCGCUCUAUUGGUUGCCAGUCA